This is a messenger RNA of Spodoptera exigua (beet armyworm), 750 nucleotides long. NCBI's taxonomy places the organism in Eukaryota, Metazoa, Arthropoda, Insecta, Lepidoptera, Noctuidae. The record is from the annotation of a GenBank genome assembly.
AUGCACUUCAAAAUUGCAGUGAUCAGCUGUUUACUGGCUUUCUGCCAAGCCGGUUUGAUUGAAGAAAGACAUGGGCAAGCAGUUUCUAGUCAAAGUAUAGUUCGUCAUGAUGAGUCUAGUAAUCAACAGCAGCAGCAUUAUACUCCUGUUGUGGCUCAGCAUUCUGCCCCAGUUGUGCCUCGUGCAGUUCCUGCCUUCGAGCAGACAGCGUACCUUCAGCAUGGCUCCCCAAUUGUCCACGCUGCUCCUCUAGUCCAACACGUGGCUCCGGCAGCUAUUCAUCACGCUCCCGUAGUGCAGCAUAUCUCCCCCGUCGCCAUUAGACAGGACGAACAAGUCGAACACCACGCUCCUGCGAAAUACGAAUUCUCGUACUCCGUGGAGGACCCUCACACCGGUGACCACAAGUCCCAGCACGAGACUCGUGAUGGCGACGUAGUAAAGGGAGAGUACUCUCUGCUGCAGCCGGACGGUUCUGUCCGUAAGGUCGAAUACACCGCUGAUGAUCAAAACGGGUUCAAUGCGGUCGUGCACAACUCGGAGCCAUCAGUGCAUGCAGCGCCACCGAGCCCCACGCCAGUGGUUCACGCUACUCCAGUGGUUCACUCGGCCCCUGUUGUUCACGCAGCCCCCGUAGUUCACGCUACGCCUGUUGUUCACGCCGCCCCUGUGGUUCACGCGGCGCCUCUCGUUCACGCCGGUCCACUAGUUCACGCAGCCCCAGCCCACUACGUCACCACCCACCACUAA